Messenger RNA from Racocetra persica, 136 nucleotides. The record is from the annotation of a GenBank genome assembly. Lineage: Eukaryota; Fungi; Glomeromycota; Glomeromycetes; Diversisporales; Gigasporaceae.
AUGUAUCAAAUACUAUUACACAGAGGGAGUUUGCAGACUGGCUUUUACUGAUUGGUGAAGAAGAAGCCAAAACUUACUAUAGUGCAGAUGCUUUAGAUCAAAGCUCUUCUAUAUAUAAUCCAGCUCAUGAAGAUAU